Messenger RNA from Pyrus x bretschneideri (Chinese white pear), 2002 nucleotides. RefSeq names its product laccase-17-like. The coding region runs from base 35 to 1771 and encodes 578 amino acids. Gene Ontology annotation, molecular function: hydroquinone:oxygen oxidoreductase activity; copper ion binding. NCBI's taxonomy places the organism in Eukaryota, Viridiplantae, Streptophyta, Magnoliopsida, Rosales, Rosaceae. Gene Ontology annotation, cellular component: apoplast. Gene Ontology annotation, biological process: lignin catabolic process. The record is from RefSeq and is a predicted model, not a curated record. The transcript has 6 exons.
UUCAGCAGAUUGAGUGAUCAUUGAGAUCAGAGAGAUGGGUUCAAGUUCAAUGGCAAUCUUCUUUGCAGUUUGUGCAUUUAUAUGUGUGUUUUCUGAGCCUGCACUUGCAAAGCAUGCUAGGGUUACCAGGCAUUACAACUUUAAUAUCAAGUCACAAAGUGUCACAAGGCUUUGUCAAACCAAGAGCAUUGUGACUGUCAACGGGCAGUUUCCGGGGCCUCGGAUCAUCGCAAGGGAAGGUGACAGGCUUGUGAUCAAGGUGGUGAAUAAUGUUCAGCACAAUGUCACACUCCAUUGGCAUGGGAUCAGGCAAUUGAGGAGUGGAUGGGCAGAUGGACCUGCAUAUAUCACACAGUGCCCAAUUCAAACAGGACAAAGUUAUGUCUACAACUUCACUAUUACAGGCCAAAGAGGCACAUUGUUUUGGCAUGCCCACAUCUCCUGGCUUAGGGCAACUGUCUAUGGACCUAUAGUCAUCCUCCCUAAAAGACAUGUGCCUUACCCUUUCCCCCAACCCUUCCAAGAAGUUCCCAUCAUUUUUGGUGAAUGGUGGAAAGCAGACACAGAAAAAGUAAUCAACCAAGCCUUACAAACAGGUUUGGGACCAAAUGUCUCUGAUGCCUAUACCAUCAAUGGUCUUCCAGGCCCGCUGUACAACUGCUCAACCAAAGAUACAUACAAGCUCAAGGUGAAGCCGGGGAGGACGUAUCUGCUGCGGUUGAUCAAUGCUGCACUCAACAACGAGCUUUUUUUCAGCAUUGCCAACCAUACCCUAACUGUAGUCGAAGCAGAUGCAGUUUAUGUGAAGCCAUUCAAAACCCAAACUGUUCUGAUCACACCAGGACAGACCACAAAUGUGCUUCUGCUGACAAAACCUAAGUCCCCAAAUGCAAAAUUUGUCAUGGCAGCUCGCCCAUAUGUGUCCGGCCCAGCUGCUUUCGACAACUCCACAACCACAGGAUUACUGGAAUAUGAAAUUUCUUCUUCCUCAAGCAACAGCAAGAACAAUAAAAAACAGCUUUUCACACCAGUACUUCCAAAGCUCAAUGACACAUUAUUUUCCAUGAAAUACAACAAGAAAAUUCUCAGCUUGGCUAGUCCCAAAUUCCCAGCGGCAAAUGUCCCAAAAACUGUGGAAAAGCGCUUCUUCUUCACUGUUGGGUUGGGAAUACUCCCAUGCUCAAAAAAACAAACAUGCCAAGGCCCAAAUAAUACUAGGUUAGCCGCAGCCAUUAACAAUGUGACAUUUGUCCAACCCAAUACAGCUCUUCUGCAAGCUCAUUUCUUCAACCAACCAAAAGGCGUGUACACCACAGAUUUCCCAGCAAACCCAGCAGUCAAAUUCAACUACACAGGGAGUCCACCCAACAACAUUGCCGUGAGCAGUGGGACGAAGGUGGUGGUGCUGCCUUUCAACACUAGUGUGGAGUUGGUUUUGCAGGACACUAGCAUUAUUGGGGCUGAGAGCCACCCGCUUCACCUACAUGGGUUUAAUUUCUUUGUGCUGGGAUUGGGCUCUGGAAACUUUGAUCCAAAAAAUGACCCUAAAAAAUACAACCUGGUUGAUCCUGCAGAGAGGAACACCAUCGGUGUCCCCUCUGGUGGCUGGGUUGCCAUUCGAUUCCUCGCUGAUAAUCCAGGUGUUUGGUUCAUGCAUUGCCACCUAGAAGUGCACACCAGCUGGGGGUUGAAGAUGGCUUGGGUGGUCUUGGAUGGAAAGAGACGCAACCAAAAGCUGCCUCCUCCACCGUCCGAUCUUCCCAAGUGUUAAUUUCACGUUUUGCUCAUAGAUUUCUUGUGUUUUCAUUUCAUUCUUUGUGUCCAGUUGCUCCCCAGAAAAGGGAUCGUAGUGGAAAAGAGUUUUCAGGCUUUUAGGUUAUGCUUUAGUACAUAGUAGUUUCCUUUUUCCUUCCCUGUGAAAGAUUUGGGUUGGGUUUUGAUUUGUAAUGCCUUUCAAAAGUUGUAAUAUUCAAAUGUAAUAGAAUAUCAAUAUUUCUUUUUU